AUGAUAAUUGAAAUAAAUUAUUUGAAAUACAAUUUUAUAAAUAAUUUUCAAAUACGCUUAAAGAAUACUACAAAAGUAAAUAUUUAAUUUAAAUUUAUCAGUAACAAUAGAAAAAACUGUUGGUAUAAAAAAAUUAAUAUGAUAAUUCUUAGGAAGUUGAUGAUGAUGAAAUAUUUGAAGUACAUUGUUUGAUAAAGAAAUUGAAUUUAAAUUUUGGAAUAAAAUAGAAGAAAAUUCAACUCAUAUUCAACUUUGGAUUUCUUAAGAAAAUGUUGGAUUUACCUUGA
Paramecium pentaurelia is the source of this 287-nucleotide messenger RNA. Lineage: Eukaryota; Ciliophora; Oligohymenophorea; Peniculida; Parameciidae. The record is from the annotation of a GenBank genome assembly.